UGCAUCUGUGCUUAUUGUUGUAGCUGAUCCAGGUGCAGCUAGUUUUCACUAGUUUAUAUACAGUUUGUUAGUUUGGGUCGGUGGUUCCCAGCGUAGGGGUUGAGCCUCUCCAAAAGGGUCACACGAUAAAUCGCAGGGGCUGUGAGACGUUUAGUGGGAGGUGAAAGAAGAAAACCUGAAGUGGUGCAUGCAUAUUUUCUGUUUAUAUGUCUGUUUUAUUUUCUUCCUCUAAUCUUUGAUUUUUGUUAAAUGUGGGAUCAUUUCCCCCCCUUUGGGUGUCAAACUCUUAUUUAAAUUGAACCAUCUGAGAGGUGUAGAGGUGAAAAUGGCUCUUGGGUAGAACAACUAACAAUUCAGACAUCUGAAACACCAAGCACCAAGCCCUGUAUGUUUUCUAAUGUACAAUCUUAAUUUGAAAAGUAACUAGUUGUUAGAUAAAUGUAGUGGGGUAAAAAGUCCUUCUAAAAUAGAGAGUAGAGAUAUAAAAGAGUAUACUUUGGUACAGUGCUUGAGUAAAUCUACUUUGUUACUUUACACCACUGCUCAUUUGACGUUAAUUGAGACAAAAGGCCCUCAAAUCAGACUAAAGUAGCGUUUUACGGCCUGGAUGGUCGUAAUUAAGAGCCAGGAGAAGGCCGCGAAGGCAGCACGAGUGCAACUUGACGGAUCAUGUGAUCAACCGCGAAGGGUUGCAAGGAAGGGGUCCGUUGCCACCGGCUGUCAGCGCUCUCUUUCACCCCGAAGGCUCAAGCGGAGGAGGAAGACGACGACGACAACAACAGCAGCAGCAGCAGCAAUGUGCACCAGCGUCCAGCCUGUUGAAUGGACCACCGACCUCAAGAACCAGAAUUUUGAUGGCAUCGUCCUAGUGACCCAGAGCCAUGACACGUUGCCCUCCGAGCUCGAGUGUCUGAAAGCUCCUCUGGAGGCCUACGGCUCUGUGGACAGCAGUCUGGGGGAGGAGGUGGUGGUCCUUAAGGUCCCUGGUUUCCCUGGUAACCGCCUGGUGUUUGCCUCCACCGGCCCCGUAAACCGCGACUAUGAUGAUGUCAGGCGCUUCAGUGAUGCAGCAGAAAAAGGCAUCAAACGGGCCUUGAAAGCAGGCAUGCAGCGCCCCCUGCUGGUAUGCCCUCCACACAAGGACUAUAAGAACGGCACCUUGGUGGCUGCGCUCGGGGCCCUUCAUGCUCUCUACAUGCCCCUUGAAGUGAGGGAGGCGAAUGUGAAACCCACUGACUACAAGGUGUGUGUUCUGGGGCUGUGGGCUGCACAGGAGGCUCAGGGAAAGAGGCUGGUGGAGCUAACUGAUGCUCUGGAGAGCGGGAGACUGGCAUGUCGUGACAUUGGCGGCUCCGACCCCGAGCGCAUGGCUGCUCCUCGUGUGGCUGAUUACGUCCAGGAUCUCUUCAAGGACAGCCCCGUGCAGGUGGAAGUGGUGAGCAACCUGAAGGUUCUGGAGAAAGAGUAUCCCUGUUUGGCUGCAGUCAACCGCUGUGCCAACAGUGUGCCUCGUCACCAGGCCAGAGUUAUCAAGCUGCAGUACUGUGGAGAGGGACCGAUCCAGAAGACACUCAUGUUGGUGGGAAAGGGCAUCACCUACGACACUGGAGGAGCUGACAUCAAGGCUGGUGGAGUCAUGGCUGGGAUGCACAGGGACAAGUGUGGAGCUGCUGCCGUUGCCGGCUUCUUCCAGAUUGUAGCCAAGCUGAAGCCAAAACAUCUGAAGGUCGUUGGCUCGAUGGCCAUGGUGAGGAACAGCGUGGGUGCAGACUGCUAUGUGGCCGAUGAACUGGUGGUUUCCCGUGCGGGUCGUAGAGUGAGAGUGGGAAACACCGAUGCUGAGGGACGAAUGGUGAUGGUCGACCUGCUCUGUGAGAUGAAGGAGAAGGCAGUACGUGAGACUUCUCCUCAGCUGUUCACUAUUGCGACCCUGACUGGUCACGCCAUCAGAGCCAUGGGACCCAACUACUCUAUCAUCAUGGAUAAUGGACCGGCCCAUCGCAGCGGGAAUGCUGCUCAGUGGCAGAAAGCUGGAGAGGUGUUGGGCGACGUGUUCGAGGUGUCCAGCAUCAGACGAGAGGACUACGAGUUCCACAAGGGCAAGUCUGAGUACGAGGAUAUUCUGCAGAGCAACAAUCUGCCAUCCACAGCUACACCUCGAGGACAUCAGGCCCCUGCAGCUUUCCUCAUCAUGGCCUCAGGGCUCGACAAGCAUGGUGUGGACUCGAACACACCUCUGCCGUACUCCCACAUUGAUAUCGCCGGAUCCAGUGGUCCUUUCCCCGGUGUCCCAACGGGAGCCCCCAUCCUCGCCAUGGCAACCAACUACAUCCUGUCUAACGUUCUCUAAACGGAGAUCCCAAGUAUAUAGGACUACAGUCUCUGCACUCAAUCCCAACACAAAUUUGUAACCGUCCAAGUAUGAACGUAAUUCCUGCCACCAAUUGUAAUGCAAAUGUGCAAUUUUUUUAAGUCUGACUUUACCUAAUACCUUGCUUUUUCUGAAAGAAUGUUCUGUAUUUUCUAAGAUCUUGUGACAUACGUCCUAUCUGCACCAAGUGUCAAUCGACCCUGUUCUUAGGUGGCCUGAAUCCAAAUAUACUCAGGGGUUUAAUGGCAGUAUAAAAAUAUCAUCCUUUUUUAUGUGCGUCUGUAUGUGUGAGACAAACGGCAGACAUGGUUGUAUGAUUAAUGACGCUGUAAGCCAGUCUAACCAAGAACUUCUCACGGACCAAUAAAACAAAUCAGAGCUAA
Messenger RNA from Xiphias gladius (swordfish), 2754 nucleotides. RefSeq lists its product as uncharacterized. Gene Ontology annotation, biological process: proteolysis. The coding region runs from base 608 to 2350 and encodes 580 amino acids. Gene Ontology annotation, molecular function: metalloaminopeptidase activity; manganese ion binding. The transcript is spliced from 16 exons. Lineage: Eukaryota; Metazoa; Chordata; Actinopteri; Istiophoriformes; Xiphiidae. The record is from RefSeq and is a predicted model, not a curated record. Gene Ontology annotation, cellular component: cytoplasm.